AUGUCUGGGUUAAGAGACGUUGGGGUGGGGUUAGAAAAUAUAAUAAGUGAUAAUUAUUUGGAGUGUUAUAACAAUGAAACAUUUCAAAAGGUUGAAAGAUUUAAUCGUUCAGAUUAUAUAUUAACAGCUUCAGGUAAUAAGGUAUGUAAAAACUCAAUAUUAUAUGGAAUGAGAAAUAUUCAUAUGUUAGGAAAGUCUAUAAUAAAAAAUAAAGCAAUAUUACGAGGAGAUUUGAACAGUUUAUAUAUUGGGAAAUAUGUUAUUAUAGGAUGUGGUACAUUAAUAUGUCCUUGUUUUACAAAUAAAAUAAAUAUACCAAAUGAAAUAUUUGAUAAUAAUAAAAUGGAAAAUCAUAAACCUGACGCUAGUUCUUAUAUUACUAUAACUAUUGGUAAUUAUGUAUAUAUUGGAAAUAAUUGUAUAAUAAAAGCAACAUAUAUAGGAAAUAAUGUCUACAUAGGUAAUAAUACCAUUAUAGGAGAAAGGGUAAUAAUAAAAGAUAAUGUAAUAAUUAAACAGAAUACUGUUAUACCGAAUGAUACUAUUAUAUCACCUUACUCAAAAUAUUCAGGAUGCCCUUCGAAGUUUAUCAAAUAUCUACCAGACUCUUCUGAAAUUUAUUUAAAGGAUAUUCCUUAUUUCUACUAUAAAAAUUUUAUACCUAAUCUGGAGGAUGAAUAA
Plasmodium falciparum 3D7 is the source of this 681-nucleotide messenger RNA. RefSeq names its product dynactin subunit 5. Gene Ontology annotation, cellular component: cytoskeleton. The record is from RefSeq and is a predicted model, not a curated record. Lineage: Eukaryota; Apicomplexa; Aconoidasida; Haemosporida; Plasmodiidae.